AUGCUAUGUUGCUCCCAUCACCUUGCAUGCUAUGUUGCUCCCAUCGCCUUGCAUGCUAUGUUGGUGAGUGUGCCUCCUGCUGCUUGCACUCUCUCGUGUGUGCGAGCUGCUCAGCUCACUGGCCUUCAACCAGCUCUCAGGCCCCGUGGAUCACAUUCUGCACGGCAUGCGAAACCUCUCCUUGCUGUGAGUAUUACCAUGCAGCAGCAGCAGCAGCAGCAGCAGCAGCAGCAGCAGCCGGCCUGCAUCUGGUUCCUACUACAGAACCACUUCUCCGGUGGUCUACCCAGCCCUGCUCCUUCGAGCCUGGUGCAGUAUUGGGUGAACGAUAACUUCUUCACACACGGCCAAGUCACGUUCCCCAACUGCUCUGCGGCCCUUUUCAGCACCAAGACUAAUUGCCUCGCUGCUUCCCACACCAUCUGUGGCCGCACUUUCACCCAGAGGCCAGCUGCUGGCUGCUCUGCAUUCUGUGGAGUGGAGGUCGGCGUUGCUCGUCCUGUGUGUGGGGGCCAUGGCUACUGCGCCGUGAAUCCCUUCGUGGGAGCAGGGGAGUGUGUAUGCGACCCCAACUACAUGCGCAACAGCAGCGAUAGCUUGGCCUGUGUGCCUGGAGGUGCUGUUUACUUGCCUGCUUCCCUUGCACCUGCAGCCGUAGGAGCAUCACUGGCAUCAGGCUCGGCCUAUGUGUCGCUGCAGGGCUCAGCUGCUGUGCUUUCCAACGGCUCCAUUCUUCUCACAGGAGGGGCGCCCAACCAGCAGGGAGCAGCGUUUGCCUCUCCCGCGCUGCGCCUCUUCUACUUCCCCAACAAGCGCUCCCUCUGCGGAAUUGAGCUCGCAUUCACCGCUGCCUUCAGCUUUGCCAUGCGCCCACCGGGCCAGGGGGCAGGUGGGGAGGGCCUUGCGUUUGUGGUGGCAGCAGCUGCUUCUGGCAAGGGGGCGAGUGUGGGGCUGGGAGGGGUGGGGAAGCGGAGUGUGGCGGUGGAGUUUGACUCGGUGCUGAGUGUGAAGCACAGCGACCCCAACGACAACCACGUGGGCGUCAAUGUGGGCGGCUCACCUGUGUCCCUCGCCUCUGCCACGGCCCCUCUCAUCCUCAACGACGGCCACACCAAGCACGCCUGGAUCCACUACGACCCCACCAGCGGCGGCACUCUCCGAGUUUUCCUCUCCUCGGAACCCGACGAGCCCUUCGCCCCCACCCUCACAGCAAGCGUGUCUCUCUGCUCCGUUCUCAAGCCCACUGCAUCCGACUCUCUCUUCCUUUUUGGUUUUGUUGCUUUCUCGAGCAGCCAGCCGCAGAUGCACACCAUUGUUUCCUGGACCUUCAACACAGGUGCGUUAUUGUUCUCCAUUCAUGCAAGUCCAGUCAUUCACACGGUGAUCCUUCCUGUAGUCAUGCUUUAG
Messenger RNA from Closterium sp. Naga37s-1, 1407 nucleotides. The record is from the annotation of a GenBank genome assembly. NCBI's taxonomy places the organism in Eukaryota, Viridiplantae, Streptophyta, Zygnematophyceae, Desmidiales, Closteriaceae.